AUGUUUGGCUCAUUAACAAAGUUUUUAGUAAAAUCGCCAGAACCGGAAAGUAGUUGUAGUAGCCAAUUAAAUCCAAUUGAUGAUUUGUUUUGCGAUGAAAAUGAAAAUGAAUUAUCUGUCGAAAAUGAAAAGGCUAAUGACAAUACUAGUAGUACCGACGAAAUGGAAUCAGAAGAUAAUAAGGAUAUCGAUCUAUACAAUACCGAUACCGCUGAAAUUGAUAAAGCAUAUUGCUAUGUGUAUGGAUUUAAA
Messenger RNA from Brenthis ino (lesser marbled fritillary), 252 nucleotides. The record is from the annotation of a GenBank genome assembly. Lineage: Eukaryota; Metazoa; Arthropoda; Insecta; Lepidoptera; Nymphalidae.